Messenger RNA from Malania oleifera, 2474 nucleotides. RefSeq lists its product as uncharacterized. Gene Ontology annotation, molecular function: RNA polymerase II cis-regulatory region sequence-specific DNA binding; DNA-binding transcription factor activity, RNA polymerase II-specific. NCBI's taxonomy places the organism in Eukaryota, Viridiplantae, Streptophyta, Magnoliopsida, Santalales, Ximeniaceae. Bases 180 to 2084 code for a protein of 634 amino acids. The record is from RefSeq and is a predicted model, not a curated record. Gene Ontology annotation, biological process: regulation of DNA-templated transcription. The transcript has 9 exons. Gene Ontology annotation, cellular component: nucleus.
CGCACCUCCCCCCCAUUUUUAACCUCACUCGCUUUCCCGCUCUCUCUCUCUCUCUCUCUCUCUCUCUGUAACCUAAUCUGCAUCCAUCUCCAGGUCUCAUCCGCGGCUUCGAAUGCAAGGAUUGAAGGCUUCUGCUUAGUUUUAGUGAUUGGAAUUGCGAAACGGAUUUGGUGUAGGCCAUGGGUGUGGUUAAAAAGGAGGAGUUAAAGGUGGAUGAAUCCCAAGAAGCUGGAGUCUCUAUUUGUUCUACAUUCUCCAACAGCUGUUCUGAUACAGCUACUCCGGCAACUGUCUCUGUUCAACGGAGGAUGACUGGUCCCACCCGACGUUCAACAAAGGGAGGCUGGACAGAGGAAGAGGACAAUCUUUUAACUGAUGUAGUCAAGAAGUUCAAUGGGAAGAAUUGGAAGAAAAUAGCUAAAUAUUUUCACACACGGUCAGAUGUUCAGUGUUUGCAUCGCUGGCGGAAGGUUCUCAAUCCUGAUCUUGUUAAAGGACCAUGGACAAAGGAGGAGGAUAAUUCUAUAAUUGAGUUGGUAAAAAAAUAUGGUUGUAAGAGAUGGUCAGUUAUUGCAAAGUACUUACCAGGUCGCAUAGGCAAGCAAUGCCGUGAAAGGUGGCACAAUCAUUUGGACCCAGCUAUAAAGAAAGACGCAUGGACUAAAGAAGAGGAGUCAGUUCUUUGCUUUUACCAUAACAUUUAUGGGAAUAAGUGGGCAGAAAUUGCCAGGUUUCUACCUGGAAGGACUGACAAUGCAAUAAAAAAUCACUGGAAUUGCUCAGUGAAGAAGAGGUUGGAUUCGUAUUUACCUCGCAGUGCUGCUAUGGAUAUGCAUGGUGCUACUCCUUGCAAGAUGUUCAACUGUGAAACAAGACCAGAAUGUGCAGAGGUUAAAGUUUUGAGACAGGGUGCAGGGGAGACGGUGUCUCUCACUCUGGAUGGAGGCUCUGAAUAUAGUCUUAAUUCUUGUUCAACUGAUCUGGUUCUUGGAAAUGCUAAUGGAGCUGAGAGCCAGUUAGAAUCAAGACAUAUUUUGGGACAGAACAUUGGUGAAACAGUCUCUAUUGAUCAGGAAAUAAGGUCAGGUUGUAGUUUUGACACUUGUUCAACUGACUUGGUUCUUGGAAAUGCCAGUAGCAGGGAAGGUUGUUUAGAAUCAAAAUCAAUUUCUUUAGGAACUGGCGUGUCUUCAAAAGGAGAGACUAAUGAUAUUGUAACUCCACUAGAUGGGUUCCACUUUGAUGAAGAAGAUGCUAAGACUAGUGGCUUGACUAGUAAACCAUGCAGAAACAAUGCUUGCUAUGAGCCCAUGUUAGACUUUUCUAAUGAUGUUUCCUUGGAUAGAUCUACUUCCACCAGAAAAAAUUGUUUUCCUUCUGAGGUUGCUCUUUCUUUAACUUCUGGGAGAAUAUUUGGAUCUCCCAAGGGGCCUGGCAGCUGUGGCUCCGACAUGAUCAACUUAAAACUUGGGACCAAAUUGGAGAGUCCCUCUUCAAGUGUAUCAAUUUUUGGAUUUGUCGAGGACAAUGGUCAAGUAGGCAAGAGACACAAAGUCAGUGAAACUUCCCUGCAUUCAGGUGAUGUAAAUAGCGGUUGUCUUGCUUAUGAACCAUACCAGCUUAAGGACUGGGCUUAUGCUUUGGGAAAUGGUAGUCUUCCAAGUGGGGGCCUAGGCAGUUCAUUUUGCUGUUCAACUCCACCUAACACUGCACACCGUAUCUCUCCUAAUGGUGUCAGUCCAGAAUCUAUACUAAGGAAUUCAGCGCUGAGUUUCAAAAAUAUUCCAUCUAUUAUAAGGAAGCGAACUCGCAAAAAACCUGGUAAUGCCAACCAUGCUGAUAAUACCCCCAUGCUUGCACUGACAAUCUCUUGUAAUUCUAGCAGGGAAGAUGUUCACAAGGCUGAAUUUGUUAAUGUAAAUCAUGGUUUGCUUUGUAAACCAGAAACUUCACUUGCUGUUGAAUCUGUGGGAAGAAACUUGGAACAUGCGUUUGAUCUGGAGUGGGGUCCCGGAAAUGCUAAAUAUUGCAUCUCAGCUUCUGCCAGUGCAUCUUCAGAUGUUAGUCUUGGCAUACGGUGUUGAUCCUCAGAGAUGAUUGAAUUGUGUAAAAAUUUUGACAUGCUGAUGCAUUCGGUAGGCCAGUAUAGCGAUUUUGAAAUUUAGAAGAGAAGAUCAACUGGAUCAUGAAGUGGAGACAUUUUGCUGCACCUUGGCUGGAUAAUAGAGAUAGGCACUGUGAGGACAUUUUAACGGAUUUGGUUGAAAUUCCAGUUUAAGUGCUAUAGAUUGGGUGUAAAUAUAUAGGUAUUUUCAUUUUUUUGGUUGGGUGUGAAUAUAUAGAUAUUUUGAUUUUCUUUUCAUGCUAUACUGUGUUGAUAGGUGUAUCUCAUCAAUUGAGUGUGAGCGAAGGCUGUAAGACUUGACAUAUAUAGGUUGGUUGUGUUUUAAUAAAAAAAAAAAAUUAAUUUUUUU